Coccomyxa subellipsoidea C-169 is the source of this 384-nucleotide messenger RNA. Its product is annotated as ribosomal protein L24 component of cytosolic 80S ribosome and 60S large subunit. The annotation marks the transcript as partial. The transcript is spliced from 4 exons. NCBI's taxonomy places the organism in Eukaryota, Viridiplantae, Chlorophyta, Trebouxiophyceae, Coccomyxaceae. Gene Ontology annotation, biological process: cytoplasmic translation. Gene Ontology annotation, cellular component: cytosolic large ribosomal subunit. The record is from RefSeq and is a predicted model, not a curated record. Gene Ontology annotation, molecular function: mRNA binding; structural constituent of ribosome.
AUGGUGCUCAAGACAGCGACGUGCCGCUUCAGCGGCCUCAGGAUCUAUCCUGGGAGGGGCAUCUUGUAUGUUCGCGUUGAUGGCCAGCAGUACCUUUUCCUGAACCAGAAGUGCAAGUCCCUGUUCGCCCAGCGCAAGCGUCCUGCCAAGAUCGCAUGGACUGUGACGUACAGGAAGCAGCACAAGAAGGACCAAGAAACACAGAUCGCUCGCAAGAAGAGGAGAACCACGGCUCGCACACAGACCCGCUCAAUCGCUGGAGCCUCUAUGGAGGUGAUCGCCAAGAAGCGGGCUGAGAAGCCCGAGGUCCGCAAGGCAUCUCGUGAGGCUGCACUGCGUGAGGUGAAGGAGAGGCUGAAGAAGCAGAAGCAAGACAAGGCGGCC